GGAAAAGCGUUCUAAUUGGUGAUUCACUGGUUUGAGAGUAGGCUACUAAUACUAGUACAGAAGGGGAGCAGGGAGAGAAAGUCAAGCAGUCAGUCCUAACCGGUUUCUCCAACAUGGGAACUUUUUUUGACCGACUAUGGAUAUUGUCUGCUUUAUUAUUAGCUUCUUCUGAAGUUCUUGGUAAGUAUUUUCUUUUUCAUUCAAUAAUUAUUCUGCAAUACGUUUUCCUCUGCCAUUCUAUAAAUCAUUUUCUAUUCUAGGGUGCGUAUGCCGACUGAAUAUUAAUUCUACUUUUGCUGUAUCCUAUGUUUUUAAUAAGUAAUACGUCUUAAGUUCCAGGAAAACUCACAACGUUUUUGACGAUUUUAUUUACUAAAACAAUAAACUAUAUGGCAGUGUAUUGCCCUACUGGAAUGGAACUUUGGAUAUGUUGAUUCCUUAUAAGGGAGCGCUAAUUCUCGAGACGUGCCAGAGUGCGCUUAUAUUUGUACAGGCCACACCUUUGCAUCAUACGAUAGCACUUUCACAUAGUAUUUGUUUUGGCCUCAUGUUUUUUCCAUCAUUAUAGAAACCGUGCUAUAUAGACAAGCAAUCACUUCAACAUGCACAGUAGCCUAAUACCAAUAAACAAAAGGAUAUCUAACACAUAAUUAAACCUCAAUAUAUCUAAUAGACAAAGCGUACAUCUCAUUGAAUUUUUUUUCUUCUAUAAAAUAGCAUUUUCAAUUGAUAUGACUGCAAUCAGGUUUUAACCAACUGUUGCAAGACAUAUUGUGUAACAUCAGAGACGUAUUGAGCAGCGUCAACAUCACACAUUUUAGUGUGAUCCACAGUGGUGGAAAUUCCUGCAGUGUGCGUCUCUCCCUCUACCAUCGAAUUGCCUUCAUGACUGCUGUUUUACAAAACACUGUGCGUGACAGGACAGGCCUGGGUAGCAAGCGGGAUGGUGUAACAGAGGAGGAGAGAGGUAGAGCCUGGGGCAGAGAAGAAGCGGGGAGGAGGGACCAGCAGAGAGAGAAACGAGAGUGUGUGGUAGAGAAACAGAACCGUCUGUGGCCCAACUCACCACAGAAAAAAAGAAGAAGUGUGGUUUAAAUGCAGAGUCCAUAUGGAGAAAUGGUCAUGAGACACAAUGACUUGGCAAAACAGCAAGUAGAAUAACAAUGUCAGAAACACUCAAAGCUAAUAAAGAAUCAAUCUAAAAGUGUCCAUACAGCACAUAGCCUAUAUGAUUCCUAUUCAAGUGUCCAUAUAUGACUUAUAUGAUUCCCACUACUGGACCUCCUACCGAUUCACUCAUGUUUAUGUUGGUGUGUAUACCUCAGGCUCAAACACCUGCACAUCUCGAGGGGUGAGCACCUGCAGACAGUGUUUGGCUAUCCACCCUAGCUGUGCUUGGUGCUUUAAGGAAGUGAGUAUAUCCCCUGGGGGACUAUGUACAAAAAGUGCUGUAAUUUCUAAAUGGUUCACCUGAUAUGUUUGAAAAUACCCUCAAAUUAAAGCUGACAUUCUGCACUUUAACAUCAUAGUCAUUGCAUCAUUUCAAAUCCAAAGGUCUGGAGUACAGAGCCAAAACAACCAAAAAUAUGUCGCUGUCCAAAUACUGUAUUCAUCUACUGAACCCCCUCCCAUUUUAUUGUAAUGUAUUUAGAUGCACUUUUUGAAUUGUCAAUGUCACUUUACUGGUUGUCUCAUUGGGAAUUGUUACUCUUACCAGUGUGUGUGUUGUUUUCCUGGGUUCAGGAGUUUGGCCAAGGGGGCUCCAGUGCGUCCCGUUGUGAUCUGAAGCAGAACCUGUUGGAUGGUGGGUGUACGAAAGGGGAGCUAGAGUUCCCCUUCAGUACCAUCAGUGUACAGGAAGACACGCCCCUCAGUGACAAGGCAUCGGGGGCGGCUGACGACGUCACCCAGAUCAGACCCCAGAAACUCAGCCUCACUCUGAGACCAGGUACUCUAACAUAGCAUAGGCUUACAUACAAACACCCAUAUACAGUGCAUUUGGAAAGUAUUCAGACCCCUUGACCUUUUCCACAUUUUGUUACAUUACAGCCUUAUUCUAAAAUUGAUUUUUUUUCAACAAAAUCCUCAUCAAUCUACACACAAUACCCCACAAUGACAAAGCGAAACCAGGUUUUUAGAAAUUUUAGCAAAUCUAUUACAAAUAAAAGACAGAAAAACCCGAUUUACAUAAGUAUUCAGAGCCUUUGCUAUGAGACUCGAAAUUGAGCUCAGGUGCAUCCUGUUUCCAUUGAUCAUCCUUGAGAUGUUUCUACAACUUGAUUGGGGUCAACCUGUGGUAAAUUCAAUUGAUUGGACAUGAUUUGAAAAGGCACACACCUGUCUAUAUAAGGUCCAACAGUUGACAGUGCAUGUCAGAGCAUAAACCAAGCCAUGAGCUCCGAGACAGGAUUGUGUUGAGGCACAGAUCUGGGGAAGGGUACCAAGAAAUGUCUGCAGCGUUGAAGGUCCCCAAGAACAUAGUGGCCUCCAUCAUUCUUAAAUGGAAGAAGUUUGGAACCACCAAGACUCUUCCUUGAGCUGGCCGCCCGGCCAAACUGAGCAAUCAGGGGAGAAGGGCCUUAGUCAGGGAGGUGACCAAGAACCCGAUGGUCACUCUGACAGAGCUCCAGAGUUUGUCUGUGGAGAUGGGAGAACCUUCCAGAAGGACAACCAUCUCUGCAGCACUCCACCAAUCAGGCCACUCCUCAGUAAAAGGCACAUGACAGCCCUCUUGGAGUUUGCCAAAAGGCACCUAAAAACUCUCAACCAUUAGAAACAAGGUUCUCUGGUCUGAUGAAACCAAGAUUGAACUCUUUGGCCUGAAAGCCACGCGUCACGUCUGGAGGAAACCUGGCACCAUCCCUAUGGUGAAGAAUGGUGGUGGAGUAAAGGGUCUGAAUACUUAUGUAAAUGUGAUAUUUCCAUUUUUUUUUUUAUAUACAUUUGCAAAAAUGUCUAAACCUGUUUUUGCUUUGUCAUAAUGGGGUAUUGUGUGUAGAUUGAUGAGAGGGGAAAAAACUAUUUUAUCCAUUUUAGAAUAAGGCUGUAACGUAAAACAAAAUGUGGAAAAAGUCAAGGGGUCUGAAUACCGAAUGCACUGUAUAAUGGUUUCAUAACUGAUCUAAAGUACAUUGAACAGAGGAAUUGUUACAUACUUUUUGAUCUCCUUCUCACUCGUUCUCCUUUCCUCUCUCACAAAUUCAUCCCUCUCCUUUUUAUCCUUUACCCCCCACCUCUCUCUCUCUCUCUCUCUCUCUCUCUCUCUCUCUCUCUCUCUCUCUCUCUCUCUCUCUCUCUCUCUCUCUCUCUCUCUCUCUCUCUCUCUCUCUCUCUCUCUCUCUCUCUCCUCAGAUGAUGCCAGGCGCUUCACAGUGACAGUGAAGCAGGUGGCGGACUACCCAGUGGACCUAUACUAUCUGAUGGACCUCUCCUACUCCAUGAAGGACGACUUGGCCCGCCUGCGCUCCCUUGGCAACCAGCUGGCUGCAGCCAUGGGCCGCACCACCAGCAACCUGCGUAUGGGCUUUGGGGCCUUUGUGGACAAGCCCCUGUCCCCAUAUAUGUACACCUACCCUGAGGAAGCCAUCAGGAACCCUUGCUAUGGGUGAGUGAGGGCUAGAGGGGACAGAGAGUUGGAGAAGGAGGGAGAGGAGGAGGAGAUUUUGCAGAGGGGAAGAUUUUGAUUCUGCUGAGACUCUAAAAAGGCUGAUAUACUAUGUUGGAGCUCAAAUUCCCUCAGGAUUUGUCUGUUAAUAGCUGUCAAAUUGUGUCUAACAGCGUAUUUCUCUCUCUCUCUCUCUCUCUCUCUCUCUCUCUCUCUCUCUCUCUCUCUCUCUCUCUCUCUCUCUCUCUCUCUCUCUCUCUCUCUCUCUCUCUCCACCUUUUUGCCCUCUUCCUGUUUGGGGUGUGAUGUGUAGGAUCCAGACGCGGUGCCUGCCUCAGUUUGGCUACAAGCACGUUCUGUCUCUGACGAAGCAGGUGGAGCGCUUCACUGAAGAGGUGGCGAAGCAGCAGGUGUCUCGUAACAGAGACUCCCCAGAGGGAGGCUUCGACGCGGUCAUACAGGCAGUGGUGUGCAAGGUGAUACACACAUGCACGCAUGUACGCACACACCUACAGACAUACAGGCACACACACACACACACUCACACACACACACACACACACACACACACACACACACACACACACACACACACACACACACACACACACACACACACACACAAUCAGUGGUUUAGAAACAGCACACAAACUUGAAUACAUACCGUUUCUCUCCUCUCCUCUUCUUUCCAUCUCUCUCCCUCCCUCUGUCAUCAGGACAAGGUAGGCUGGCGUGCAGAUGCCUCCCACCUGUUGGUGUUCACUACUGAUGCUACGACACACAUAGCCCUGGACGGCCGACUGGCUGGUCUAGUGCAGCCCAAUGAUGGACAGUGUCACAUCGACAAAGACAACAACUAUGACAAGUCCUCAGCCCUGGUGAGUGGUGUGUGUCGGGAGUGUGUGUUUGAGUUCUAUUCUUCUGUUAUCACAGGAGACUAGAGAAACGUUAUGGAUCCAUGGGGCGGCAUUUUUUAAAUAAAAAAUGAUGUAUGCACUCACUAACUGUAGGUCGCUCUGGAUAAGAGCGUGUGCUAAGUGACGUAAAUGUAAAUAAUGAUGGUCUUCUCCUUCAGGACUACCCCUCUCUGGCUCUGAUUACAGAGAAGAUGUCUGAGAACAACAUCAACCUAAUUUUCGCUGUGACCACCAAUGUGGUGUCCCUCUACCAGGUGAGUACACCUGACUGUUAUCAGGGUCACCAUGGUUACUAGGUGUAGGGUUAUGGUACAGUACGUCUUAUGUCCCCUUGGUCCCUCAGAACUACAGCCAGCUCAUUCCUGGCACCACAGUUGGAACGCUGUCGGAUGACUCUGGGAAUGUGAUCCAACUCAUCCUGGAUGCUUACGAGGUAAGAGACAGCCGUAUAUAAGAGAGUUUGGUUUGGAUUUCAACCAUGCACAGUCAUGCCCACUUGACCAUUAACGCGAGUUGGUAACACCUAGGGAGAAUUGUCAUGCACUGAGAAACAGCUGCACUGAGUGAGCUCUAUCCAAUCGUAGCAGCAGAAUCUAUCUAUCUACUAGCAGAAACAACCUACAGCCUGCCCAUUUACAGACAACAGAAAUAUCCAUUAGCACGCAGCGCCUCGGACAAAACAUAGACAUUUACAUUUUAGUAAUUUAGCAGACGCUCUUAUCCAGAGCGACAUACAGUUAGUGAGUGCAUAAAUGUUUUCAUACUGGCCCCCUGUGGGAAUCGAACCCACAACCCUUGCGUUGCAAGCACCAUGCUCUACCAACUGAGCUACAGUAGGGACAAUAUAACAUAACAUUGUAGCCAAUGUUAUGUUGAAAGAACGACACUUAUGUUGAACGAACAGGAGCUAACGUUAGCAUAACAAACACAACUGUCAUAAAAAAUACUGAUACUCUAGAAAGCAGGAAAUGCUCAGAGCUUGUCAUGCUGCAUCAUGUGGUUGCUAAGCCAGUCGUCGCGUACAUUGGCUGUUUGGGAUAUUUCAAGAGGAACACACAACGCUAGCAAACACAACACUUCCACUUCAAACUCUGAUUGCUUCUAGUAUUUCUUAAUGAGGACGUGGAAAAGCGAGGUGAAAUGAGUGAGUUCAGCCCCCCUUUAAUUCUCAAACAGUCUAUUUGACUUCCCAAGAGCCAAUGUGUGACAGAUAGAACACUGUAUAUACACACUGUAUCCAUUUACGCAGAGACUAAGAGUAGAGGUUUUCUGAAUUGUUUAUGUUUCUGAUUGAGUUCAUUCUGACCUCUGACCUCUGCUCCUUGACCUCUGACCUGUGGAGUAGAGAAUCCGUUCCAAGGUGGAGCUGGAGCUGCUGGGUGUUCCAGAGGAGCUGGCCCUGUCCUUCAACGCCACCUGCCUCAACGGAGAGCUCAUCCAGGGACUCAAGUCCUGCUCCGGACUUAAGAUCGGAGACACAGUCAGUACCUGUACCACUCACCAUCUGGAUGUUAAAUGCCUGGCCUAGUGUCAGAUCUUAGGUAUAGGAAUAAUGCUAUGUUCUUACUGCACAGUUCAAAUAUUAACCUGCUGUAUCACACACACCUUUCCCCCCAGGUGUCGUUCAGUGUGGAGGCCAGGUUACGCGGCUGCCCUAAGGAGAAGAACCGUACUUUCACCAUUAAACCUGUGGGCUUCAAGGACGCCCUGGAGGUUACGGUCCACUUCGCCUGUGGGUGUGACUGUGAGGCCGCAGCUCAGCCCGAGAGCCCUCUCUGUAACCAGGGCAACGGGACCUACGAGUGUGGUGUGUGCCAGUGUCACCCGGGGCGCCUGGGAGACCGCUGUGAGUGUGCUGACGGGGACUACAGGCCCUCAGACCAGGGCAACUGCAGCCCCAAAGCUGAGGAUCCCAUCUGCAGUGGGAGGGGCAACUGUGUGUGUGGCCAGUGCUCCUGCCACACUAGUGGCUUUGGAAAAGUGUGGGGCAAGUACUGCGAGUGUGAUGACUUCAACUGCCUGCGGUUCAAAGGAGAGAUCUGCUCAGGUGAGUGGAUAGAUACACUGUUGUAUCUGUCAAUGAGACAGCCAUGUUGGUUUCUUGUACUGCAUGUUAUUUUCUGCUGAGUUUUGAAGCAUUAUUCAUCAACAUAAGUCAACAGGUUGUUUUUGUAACAUUCCUUCUCUGUGUUUGCUUUAGAAUGUGAACCACAAAUCUGUCAUUACAAUUAUCAUUUACCAUUUUUGGCAGGCCUAUGGUUUUAGCAGGAAAGAGGAGAUUUCCCUUUCCUUAGAACAUGUCCACAAUGCCUCAGUUGACCCUUAUCCAGACCUCUCUCUCUCUUUUACUGUCACUUUAACUCUUUUACUGUUAAUUUAACCCAUUCUGUGAUUUGCUUGGCUUUAAUCGUAGAUAAUCUAAAACGUUCUCUUUCAGCUUGGCUCUUGAACACCACAUGUGGUAAUCCAUUGGUAUCCAUUGUUACCACAAAGUUUCAUAGUUAAUACAAUGUAAAUACUAGGUAAGUACCGGUUUAAACCAGGCUAUAAAAUAAGGUGUUACCCCACAUUCUUAUUACAUGCCAUAUACUGUCCGUUGUUGCCUUUGAAAUAGGCCAAGAAGACUACACAAUGUUGUUUAGCGAUAAACAGAGAAUGCGGUGGUUCACAAUUGGUCGAUGUCCUUGACCUCUGACAUUUGCUCAAAUUCAUUAUGCCUACUGUACUGUAGCUCCAAUGGAUAUACCCAGUCUGCUCUUACACAUAGAUUCUAUUAUAAAUGUGAAAACAUUCGAAGGAAACGGUACAUGUUUACAACACACUUAUUCACAAGAAGUUAUUCAAAUUAUUCAAAUCAAAACCACGUCUUCUUCCAUGAUCAUUCUAGUGGAGUAAACAAGCUCACAGAACUCACUGAUUCUAUCAAUCUUCUAACCACUCUUCGGAAUGAAGGAUGAGAUGUCAUACCUGAUCAUCUCUCCCUACUGCAUGCCUGCACAGCACACCCGUUGCUCAAUCAAAGUAACAACAUUUUAAUAGGUCCUGUCAUUGGAUAACUGAAUGUUGCUGCAUAGCAGAUGAGUCAUGGUGCUGUUGCUGCAUUUAUGUAUGUGUUGGCUGUAGCUAUAACUCUGUGUUUUAACCACAGCCAUUCCCUUAGGGAUGGAUGAGCGUUAUUAGACAACCAGGACUGUGCUUAUGGUAACAGAGGUUAAAGUCAGAUUGGCCAGUUGCUGUUGUACUCACUGAAAGAAUGAGAUGCACUGGAUACCUGUACAGAAGUUAUAUCUGUAAGUUCUUGAUGUUUCCAGGGAAAGAGCUAUGUAGUAUAUUAUAGUAUUUUUCUGAAAAUACACUGUUUAAUUCCCUCCAUAAGACAUCCUUUGUUGUCAAAUAGAUAGUUCCCAUUAGUUCCCAGUGUAGCCUUGAGUCCAAGGAAUGAGGAUGUUCCCAUGGUCAACCGCUUUAAAUGUUUGUUUUCACAUUGUCCAGACUUUUCCUCAUCUUUCUCUCACCUCACCCAGCCAUAGCGUCCCUCCACAGGGAUUUAGACGGGAAGGCGGGGGGGGGGGGUCUGAGUCGCGUGAGACAGCAUCUCCUAACCCAAACAGUCUGGCCCUUUGGGAAGGCACCAUAGAAAGGGCCUGUGGGCUGAACAAGAGGGGCGUCAUGUGAACCGGAAUUGUUUCCAUUUAUUCAAUUUACGUAAGGCAACCAGCUGCAAUAGGAUUGUGCAUUUUGCUCAACAUUUGGGCAUAUAGCUGAACCAACAUACAUUCUCAAGUUUAAUUGCAUGUUCACUCAACUUCAAAUUUUAAUUUAUUCUACGUUAUUUGCAUAUUUCCCAGUGUAAAAUUAAACUCUUCACGACAAUAAAUUACAUAUAUCAUAAGGCCUUUCUUUGAAACUCCUGAUUUACAGGCCACAUCAAGCCUGCAAGUCACAUUAUGCUGGCUUGCGAAGUGUAAUUCCUAUUGGAGUCCAGCCAGAGUGAGGAUAUCCAACAAUUUGAACUUUUAAUUACCCGCAACCUGCAUUGAGAAUGACUGCCAGGGUAGGAAAGACUGAAUAUUGAGACUACAUAAAUCAUAUAAACUGGAACAGCUAUCUCAGUAAUGGGUGCAAAAAGUCCAACUACUAACAGAUUAGAUUAGAUUAGAUUAGAUUAGUUUAGAAAAAUGUAUGUUAUUUAUGUUUGUGUAGCAUAAGAUUAAUCAUCCAAUCAAUGUACAUGCAAAAACACAGGUAUUGAAACAAACAAUUCUGAAAAUCAACCUGCAAUAGAUCAUGCUGGGAAAUAUGAUAAUGAUGGGCAUGGUUUUGAGCAAAUAUAUAUUUGUAAUUUUACUCCAAAGGCAAACAAGUUUAUAUACAGUACAUUCAGCUCAAUGUGAGCAACAUAAUAAUUAGUUAUUUAGCAGACGCUCUUAUCCAGAGCGACUUACAGGAGCAAUUAGGGUUAAGUGCCUUGCUCAAGGGCACAUCGACAGAUUUUUCACCUAGUCGGCUUGGGGAUUAGAACCAGCGACCUUUCGGUUACUGGCACAACGCUCUUAACCACUAAGCUACCUGCCGCCCCAACGUUUGUUGAGUGAACAAACCUUCACACAUUAGCUCAAUUUCUUGUCCUUCUGAAGUCUACUCAAUUCACAGAAUAAUGCUGAUUAAGCAAUUGGCUAUGUUGGCUUUUUUAUAGUGUGUGCUAUGUGUGAAAUGUUAUGUAUGAUGGUUAGGGUGAAGUCAGGACUUGGGAAUGGGACAUAUUUGGUUAAAACAGUCAUUUAUAUCUUAACUCAGCAUUAGCUAUGGUUUUGUCAGUGGAAAAGAUGUCGUUUGUGGGAUUGUGGUCUUAGUCAAUGAGAUCUACUCUUGUAUGAAGCGUCUAGGGUUGGAAUGAAUGACACAGAAAUGCAACAGUCCAGAACUCCAUAUUUAGAGAGUAGAGCCAGUGGAGCACGCUGAAGGAGACUCAACAUAGUCAGCCUGUGUCUCUGGAGUCUUGUUGGCAUGAUGUCAUUGCUGUGUGAAGAACAGUACAGUAUCAGAGUCCCUGGGCCCCAGCUCAAUCUGAGUCUCCCCCAAGACCCAUCCCGUCCUCCUGACCCCAGGCCCUCCCACAUCCCCCUGAGGGUGUGUAUUUCUCCCUCUGCUCUGGAGCUGGGGCUGGGGCUGGAGCAGAAGCUGGGGCUGGGACUGGAGCUGGGGCUGGGGCUGGAGCUGGGGCUGGAGCUGGGGCUGGGGCUGGAGCUGGGGCUGGAGCUGGGACUGGAGCUGGGGCUGGAGCUGGGGCUGGAGCUGGGGCUGGAGCUGGGGCUAGAGCUGGGGCUAGAGCUGGAGCUGGGGCUAGAGCUGGGGCUAGAGCUGGGGCUAGAGCUGGGGCUGGGGCUAGAGCUGGAGCUGGGGCUAGAGCUGGGGCUGGGGCUAGAGCUGGGGCUAGAGCUGGGGCUGGGGCUGGAGCUGGGGCUGGAGCUGGGGCUAGAGCUGGGGCUGGGGCUGGAGCUGGGACUGGAGCUGGGACUGGAGCUGGAGCUGGGACUGGAGCUGGGGCUGGGGCUAGAGCUGGGGCUGGGGCUAGAGCUGGGGCUGGGGCUAGAGCUGGGGCUAGAGCUGGGGCUGGGGCUGGAGCUGGGGCUGGAGCUGGGGCAAGAGCUGGAGCUGGGACUGGAGCUGGGGAUGGGGCUAGAGCUGGGGCUAGAGCUGGGGUUGGGGCUAGAGCUGGGGCUGGGGCUGGGGCUAGAGCUGGGGCUAGAGCUGGAGCUAAGACUGUGGCAGCAGAGCACAGCAGAGCAGGAGUCAGCAAGCACACCCACAGGGCACACAAACAGGCUGGAGAGAACAUGAAAGUUAGCAUUCCUCUGGCACGCUGAUUCUCUCAUCGGUUUGUUUACAGUACCCCCCCCCCCCCCCCCUCCAGCUGGGGCUAGAGCUGGGGCUGGGGCUGGGACUGGAGCUGGGGGUGGAGCUGGGACUGGAGCUGGGGCUGGGGCUAGAGCUGGGGCUAGAGCUGGGGCUGGGGCUAGAGCUGGAGCUGGGGCUAGAGCUGGGGCUAGAGCUGGAGCUGGGACUGGAGCUGGGGCUGCAGCUGGGGCUAGAGCUGGAGCUGGGGCUAGAGCUGGAGCUGGGGCUAGAGCUGGGGCUAGAGCUGGAGCUGGGACUGGAGCUGGGGCUAGAGCUGGGGCUAGAGCUGGGGCUGGGGCUAGAGCUGGAGCUGGGGCUAGAGCUGGAGCUGGGACUGGAGCUGGGGCUGCAGCUGGGGCUAGAGCUGGAGCUGGGACUGGAGCUGGGGCUGGAGCUGGGACUGGAGCUGGGACUGGAGCUGGGGCUGGAGCUGGGGCUAGAGCUGGAGCUAGGACUGGAGCUGGGGCUGGAGCUGGGGCUAGAGCUGGAGCUGGAGCUGGGGCUAGAGCUAGAGAUGGGGCUAGAGAUGGGGCUAGAGCUGGGGCUAGAGCUGGGGCUGGGGCUAGAGCUGGAGCUGGGGCUAGAGCUGGAGCUGGAGCUGGGGCUAGAGCUGGAGCUGGGACUGGAGCUGGAGCUGGGGCUAGAGCUGGGACUGGGACUGGAGCUGGAGCUGGGGCUAGAGCUGGAGCUGGAGCUGGGGCUAGAGCUGGAGCUAGGACUGGAGCUGGGGCUGGAGCUGGGGCUAGAGCUGGAGCUGGAGCUGGGGCUAGAGCUGGAGCUGGGGAUAGACCUAGAGAUGGGGCUAGAGAUGGGGCUAGAGCUGGGGCUAGAGCUGGAGCUGGGACUGGAGCUGGGGCUAGAGCUGGGGCUGGGGCUAGAGCUGGAGCUGGGGCUAGAGCUGGGGCUAAGACUGUGGCAGCAGAGCACAGCAGAGCAGGAGUCAGCAAGCACACCCACAGGGCACACAAACAGGCUGGAGAGAACAUGAAAGUUAGCAUUCCUCUGGCACGCUGCCCUCUCUUUCUAUCCUCUCCUCUCUAUCUCCCUGUUUAAAGUUCAUCUCCAUCACCAAUACUCCCACUCAUCUCCUCUCUUUUUAAAAUGAUUCUCUCGUCAGUGUGUUUACAGUACCCCCCCCCCCCCCCUCUUUCUCUCUCUCUCUCUUUCUUUAUAUUUCUGUCUAUGACUUCCUCCACUGCUUCGCUCUCAUUCGCUCUGUCCUCCCUCCUGGUUUAUGUGUCUCUGUAGUUUAUGUUUACUACUUGAUAAAUUGGAGGAUUAGAGUGCCUUCUCAGACCGAGGCAGAUGAUUUAGACAUGCAUCCCAAAUGGCACCCUAUUUCAUAUAUAGUGCACAUAGCGCUCAAAUCAAAAGUAGUGCACUAUAUAGGUAAUAGGGUGCCAUUUGGGAUGUAUACCUAGAAACUCCUUCUCAUGUCUCUGACUUGACCCUAGAACAAGUAAAGUAGAGAAAACAAGGCACAAGCAUGAACUCACUGUGCGGAUGAGGGAGAGUAUAAGGAGCAUUAGCCAAACAAGGUUUUAAGAGAGGAAAACCGGGACUUUCUUUACUAUGUAUUGAUUUUGUCCCAGUCAAAAGCAUUCAGUUGGGUCAGUGCUCUCUCCAAUUUGGCCCGCAGGUGGUUUUAUUUGGCCCCCCAUGUUUUCGGAGAAGAAAAUAAGAAUAAUUUGAAAUUAUUAUGUUUUAGCCAAAUAUUAUAUCUGUUUGGGCUUCUUGCGGUCAAUUUGCAGUCUACAAAUUACUUGUAAUUAUGUUCCGGCCCCCGGACCAUCCACUCAAGAAAAAAUUGUCCCGUGCCUGACUAGAUCAACUAGAUGUUGAUGAUCCUUGCUGUAAAACAUUAACCAGCUCAACACAGACCACUUAUGUGCCUGCAAGACAGUAAAGCGACCCUUUGUAACUAUAGCUGCCUCUUUCAUCACGUAUACACACACACACACACACACACACACACACACACACACACACACACACACACACACACACACACUUAUCUCAUAGUGAUGACAGAGUCAGACAGGGGGUGGGAACUGGGGAAUUCAGCUGAAGGAGGUGGUUUCACCUGAAAACAACAAUGGCCAUAUCUCUAAGGGCCUGUUUUUACAGUUUACAGACCCCUGUUUAGUUUCCAUUGGUAACUCUAACCCAACUGAGCUCUGAGUCAGUGACUCAGUUAGUCUCUGCUCUUAGUCAUUCAUUGCCCAGACCUGUUGCUUUAUCCUUCAUCCUGUGGGAAAUAGCUGGUUGCUCUAGUAUGUCUGUCUGAGGGCAAUCAAACAAUCAUUUCUCAACUUUGCUGGCUGGGCUGAGAGAUAUUGAGGAGGCUCCAGGGAGUGGUCAUCACAGCCAGGGAUUGCCCCAGUGUUGGGAGGGGAACAGUGGGAUGGAUUACUAGUUUGCUUCCUUAAGAAGGGAGCUUAUCCUGCCAUUGUCUGCACUGUCUGGUCAUGAAUUGAUGACUUAAUGUUUUGGGAAUUAUUACUCAAUAUGGACUCAUCACGCCUGCCUGCCCAUGCUCUCAAUACACUCAUUAAUACAUACAGAGACAAACACAUGCAGAUCUGCUGAAAAUGAUACUGAACAAAAAUAUAAACGCAACAAUCAACAAUUUCAAAGGUUUUACUGAGUUACAGUUCAUAUGAGGAAAUCAGUCAUUUGAAAUUAAUUCAUUAGGCCCUAAUCUAUGGAUUUCACAUGACUGGGAAUACAGAUACGCAUCUGUUGGUCACAGAUACCUUAAAGAAAAUGGGCCUCACAAUGGGCCUCAGGAUCUCGUCAUGGUAUUUCUGUGCAUUCAAAUUGCCAUAGAUAAAAUGAAAUUGUGUUCGUUGUCCGUAGUUUAUGCCUGCCCAUACCAUAACCCCACAGUCCACCAGCGGGCACUAUUUUCACAACGUUGACAUCAGCAAACCGCUUGCCCACACAACGCCAUACAUGUGGUUAGUUGGACGUACUGCCAAAUUCUCUAAAAACGCAAAUAGUCUGGGUAGCCAUUUCAUUAGAUGUUCAGGAGUCUUAUGGCUUGGGGGUAGAAGCUUUUUAGAAGCCUCUUAGACCUAGACUUGGCGCUCCGGUACCGCUUGCUGUGCGGUAGCAGAGAGAACAGUCUAUGACUAGGUCGGCUGCAGUCUUUGACAAUUUUUAGGGCUUUCCUCUGACACCGCCUGGUAUAGAGGUCCUGGAUGGCAGGAAGCUUGGCCCCAGUGAUGUACUGGGCUGUACACACUACCCUCUGUAGUGCCUUGCGGUCGGAGGCAGAGAAGUAAUCAACUUCUUGAUAUGCCACACUUGUCAGGUGGAUGGAUUAUUUUGGCAAAGGAUAAAUGUUCUCUAACAGGGAUGUAAACAAAUUUGUGCACAAAAUUUGAGCAAAAUAAGCUUUUUGUGCAUAUGGAACAUUUAUGGGAUCUUUACAUGUUGCAUUUAUAUUUUAGUUCAGUGUAGAUACAAUCUGGCAAAAACACACGCACAACCACAAACACACACAUUGCUUUGAAAUUCAUAACAUUCUAGGCCAGGGUUGUAAUUGCACUCAUGGGUUUGUCCAGUACUUAUAACGUGAUGUAUGAGAGAAAGACAAACCUAAUGUAUAAAAAUAUGACAUAAAAUGUCCAUGAAACAUGGCCCAUCCUCUCUCUCUGUCUCUGCCAGGCCAUGGUAAAUGUGACUGUGGCUUCUGCAAGUGUGGCUCUGACUGGAUGGGGGAGAACUGUAACUGUUCCACCCGGACAGACACCUGCAUGUCCAGCAUGGGCCUGUUGUGCAGUGGCCGGGGCCAGUGUGUGUGUGGGGCCUGUGAGUGCACCCAGCCAGGGGCCUACGGGGCCACUUGUGAGAGGUGUCCAACCUGCCCUGAUGCCUGCAGCAUCAAGAAGUGAGUAAAUACAGGAGAGAGUAUAACUGCCUACACACAGAUACUGUAUGAGUACAUGUGAUAGGGGUAAUGAUGAAAUGGUGAUGCAAUAAGGAAGAUGAGGAAAAGGAGGAUGAUAAUGAUGAAGAAGUUGGUGGUGAUGAUGAUGAUGAUGAUGAUGGGGAUGAUGAUGAUGUAUUAACAUUGUGUUAUAUCUGCAGGGAAUGUGUUGAAUGUAAGCACUUCAAGAGAGGCCGUCUCUUUGAGGAGAAAAGCUGUGCCCGAAUCUGCAGGGAUGAAAUUCACAAGGUGGAAGAACUAGGUAAGAACUAUUACACAAUGUUCCCUUAUUGUGUGUUCACCAUGCUCUCCAUGCAACAGAUUGCAUUAUUUACACUGGGUGUUAAAGUUCUUGAUGUUCUCACAUAGUUCAUCAUGUGAGCGGCAGGUAGCCUAGCGGGUAAGAGCGCUGGGCAAGUACCCGAAAGGUUGCUGGUUCGAAUCCCUGAGCCGACUACGUGAAAUAUUUGUCAAUGUGCCCUUGAGCAAGGCAUUUACCCUAAUUGCUCCUUUAAGUAGUUUAAAGCAUGUUAUAUACAUGUAGCUCCAGACUACAGGUUUGUGAUAUGGAGUCAAAACUGUGUGUGUUAACAGUCCACAUUGAGGCCCCAAUCUCUCUACAGUCUCGGAGCUUGUUCUUCCUGAGGAAACUCUGCAGUUUCAGGGUGGAUAUGACGCUGAUGACCAUUUUCUAGAGAUCCUACAUUGAAUCCAUUUUAACAUUCAGUAUGGUCUGCUGGUUCGGUAAUCUAAACCUAAAGAGCCAGAACAGGCUGGGUAACAUUGUGAAACUAGGUAGCAGGAUCAUUGGUAUGAACUUACAGUAACUGACCUUUCUCACCAGUAACAGACACGAGUCAUACGCAAGGAGCCAUCCAUUCUGAGAGACUCCUAGCAUCCUCGUUUGUUUCCCUUAGAGCUCAGAAACAGGCUCCUUAGGUUUAAAACGAAUAGGUAAAAACUCUCCUUCAUCCCAGCUGCUAUUAGCUUUCUCAAUAUGCGGUAGGACUGUACUGUUUUGGUACGGACUGGUUUAUUCAUAUCUGCUUUAGAGGUCUAAUUCCUGUGGGCACUGCUGCUUCUAUUGUUUUUGUCCUUUGUUGAUAUAUUUAUUGUUAUGUAUCCAUUGAAUUUACUAUGUGCUGCAAAAUCAAUAUAAUUAACCUCCAGCUCGAAAGGGGGAGAGAGAGAGAUCAGGAGAGAAGAGAGAGAGGCAUAGAGAGAGAGAGGCGAGAUCUGAGAUAGCAGAGCGAGAUAUCUGAUAUAUGAGCGAUAGAAUAUCUCGUCUCUUCUUCUGUCUUCUAUCUUGUCUCUCUGUCUCUCUUCUCUUCUCUCUCUCUCUCUCUCUCUCUCUCUCUCUCUCUCUCUCUCUCUCUCUCUCUGUCUCUCUCCUUAUCCUCCACUUGGAUCUAUAACCCUAUCUCUCAUCCCAGUCUUCUAUGAGAAGAAUGCUGUGAACUGCACCUAUAAGGAUGAGAAUGACUGUGUGGAGCGCUUCCAGUACUAUGAGGAUGCCAGCGGCAAGUCCAUCCUGUAUGUCAUGGAGCCUGGUGAGUGUGUCCAUCAGUGUGUGAAUGGGUCUGAGUUCUGUGCUUAUGUACUGCAUAUCAUAUGUGUUUGACAAGGUCUGGAUGAGAGUGAAUUCCUUUAGUUUUCUAGAUAAUUAUUGUGUGUGUAGAAAUAAUGUGCAGUACUAUGUGUGCAUAGGACCAAAGUCGGGAGCUGUAGGAGGAGUACAUUUUUCUCCCUAGCUAAGAAUAGUGUGUUCCUGGGUGCCAUGUCAGUCUUUGUCUGUGUGGCUGGCAGGCACCAAUAGAGUAGAGCAGGUACAGAGAGGGCAGACUGGUUCUCUAAAGCUGAUAAUACCAUUCAGCCCUGCCACCCCUGGUAGUCUUCUCCCCUCUGACACGCACCCAAGAGGAACAAAGACAACCCCAAAGCCAGACGAGGUGCAUUAAUGCUAGUGCCCCAUUGCCGACACAAAUCUCAUCCACCCAAACCCUCCCCUCUUUUUCAUCUUUCUUUUCCCUGCUCAAUCCUCUCUCUUCUCCUCUCUCCUCCUGUUCUCUUCCCUCUCUUUCAGACUGCCCCAAAGGACCUGAUAUCCUGGUGGUUCUCAUGGCGGUGGCGGGGGCCAUCUUGUUUCUGGGUCUGGCUGGCCUGCUCAUCUGGAAGCUGCUGGUCACCGUCCACGACCGCCGAGAGUUCGCCAAGUUUGAGGAGGAGAGGGCUAAGGCCAAGUGGGACACAGUGAGUUCAAUUAUGCUUUUAAGACAAAGCUGCCAUUUGAUGGAGAAAAUAUGAAUGGCAAGAAUAUUUAUCCAUGUCAAUAUGACACGUGUCUGAUUAGAUAUUUGAUAUAUUGUCCUCUAUUUGUUUCCAUUUUCCAGGCUAACAACCCCUUGUACAAAGGAGCCACUACCACUUUCACCAAUGUGACCUAUCGUGGGAACUCUUGAGGGACCAAUCACAAUCAGCAAAACUCAGGGGUCUAUAAAAGAGAUGCAAUGUAGUGACACAGAGGGGGUUGGUGAGGCAGACCCUCUCCACUGUCAUGUGAUAAAGUGUGCUGACUCUACUGUCAAUUAAAUACAUUUGUUGAUAUUGUACUGUAAUGUUGCUAUUCUGUAUAUUAUAUAAAAACCAAAGCAUUAAAACUGCCUUAUCCAACAUUUUGAUGUCAGUCCAAAUGAUGGCAGGGCCUCCAGGACCCCUAUUUUACCCAGGAAGUGUGACAUCAUUCCCAUAAUAAGGCCUGGUACAGUUCAGAGACCCCAAACCUACCUUUGGAGAGAAAUGUGUUAUUUUUAUGCUCUGUUUUUGUUUCAAAUUUGAUAAGAAGAAAUGCGUGAAAUUGUCCUGCGCACACACCAUAGCACACUUGCUCACAGACCUCUUUGACAAACAACUUGGUUGUAGUAUGUUAUUAUGGAUCCCAGCUGCUUGCUACUACUGCCACUGUUUACUUGUGUUAUGACACUGAACUCAGAUAUUCUGACUGUAAAAAAAAAAAACUGUAAUAGCUUCAUGGGAUAUCAUGGGAUAUCAUGAGUGAAUGUUGUUUUAGUUAGUGGUGCUGGUGAACAAUGUAUGUUAAUGGCCACCAAUUAGCAGCUAUGGCUAUCUGCUCUAGCAUGUGUACAGUACAGUAUGCAUUUGUGCUUUGGUAUCAAACUUGGGAGUGAUGGACAUCAAUUAACUGUUUGUAGCCAAGUUUGCCAGUUGUUAGAAUGUGGCUACACAAACAGACGUUUAGCUUGGUCCCUUUUAUAAAUCACGUUUUUUAUCAAAUAAUGAAUUUCUGGGACAUUGGUUGUUCUGUCAUUUGCUUUAUUGCAUGAAAUAUGUUUAUGUUAAAUGUAAUAUGUUUUGGGUGGCCUUUGGUUAGUUGAUUGGUUUUACUAUGUUGAUUUUAAAAAUGUAGAUGUCACUCAUCAAUUUUUCUGUAUUUUUUGGCAAUUUUACUCUGCUAAGAAACAUUUUAGAAAAAA
Messenger RNA from Coregonus sp. 'balchen', 17844 nucleotides. NCBI's taxonomy places the organism in Eukaryota, Metazoa, Chordata, Actinopteri, Salmoniformes, Salmonidae. The record is from the annotation of a GenBank genome assembly.